UGACUGCGUCUGUCUUCCAGGUACCAGAGUAGCCUCAGCCCAAAAUCUGCGAAUUCUGCUGCAGAGCUGUAUAAGUCUGUCAUGCUGCUGUUGCCAUUCUUCCACACGUACGGCCACGGAAUGGUUGUCACGACCUUGUUUCACGGGGGCUCGGUAGUCGUUCUACAGAAAUUCUCACCAAAGAGCUUCUUUGAAACCAUCGAAAAGUUUAAGGUGACGUGGGCCCCCAUCGUGCCAUACAUCGCAAACUUCCUGAUAGACACGCCCCUCAUGAAACAGUAUGACAUCUCUUCCCUCGUGGGCUUCACCACCGCCGCCGCCCCGAUUUCCGGCGCUGCUCUCACCUCCCUCAUGAAAAAGGGUUUUACAACCCUUUGGAGACUAAAAUGUAAGAUUGUAAGGCUAAAAAUGAAAAAUAAGAUCAGGGGAUAA
This is a messenger RNA of Penaeus monodon (black tiger shrimp), 432 nucleotides long. Its product is annotated as 4-coumarate--CoA ligase-like 9. The transcript has 3 exons. The record is from RefSeq and is a predicted model, not a curated record. NCBI's taxonomy places the organism in Eukaryota, Metazoa, Arthropoda, Malacostraca, Decapoda, Penaeidae. The coding region runs from base 82 to 432 and encodes 116 amino acids. Gene Ontology annotation, molecular function: CoA-ligase activity.